AUGGCAAAAUUCGUUGCUCGACAGCGCAAGCACAGGGUGCUUGCCCGUGAGAGAGCCAAGGAAAAUGGCCGCCACGACGUCGCAGACCCCAAUAAAGAAAUCAUCGACUCGGCCGACAAGCAGGAAUGGGCGGACAAGCGCGCGCGCAUGAAGGAGGAGCUGAAGCAGGAGGCUGGGAAGAUGAACUCUAAGAAGGCCAAGCGCCUCGAAAAGUAUAUUGACACAAAGCUGCGAAAAGACGAGAAUCGAGAGCUGUUGUCGAAAUUGGCGUCAAGAAAGAUCGACACGAGUUUAUUUUCGAGCAGUAAAUCGCUGGGUCAAGGCCGCGAGACAAAAAAACAGAGUCUGUCAAGAGCGCUGAGAGAGGCCAGGGCCGGAAUUGAGGAUGGAGAGGCGCUCUUGGAGGAGAGACGCGAGGUGGCGGAGGACGAUAGCGACGAGUAUAACGACAAACCCACCCUUGCGGCAAAGCCUACGCCCGUCGCGACCUCGAAGCCCGAGACCAAGCCUGCAGAAUCUACAAUUGUGACCGCACAACUCUCCGACGCAGUGGGGUCAGGAUUGAAACGACCACUCGAGGUUGAUGAGGAGGGCAGACCUUUAAUCCAAAAGCGACAAAAACGAGGCGGCGUCAAGUCCAAAGUUAGGGCUCCUGUCGAGCUUGCCUUUGUAGAGAGUGAGAAUGGAAGCGACGAAGACGAAGACGAAUGGAAUGGCGUCAGUGAUGACAAUGAGGGAUCCGAAGCCGAGGAAGACGAGGAAGACGACAAGGAAGACGAGGAAGACGACAAGGAAGACGACAAGGAAGACGAAGAAGAUGAUAGUGAUGACGAAGACGGCGAAGAUGAAGAUGAGGAUGCAGCAGCUCAAAGAUCACAAAGAUCUUCAAUGUUCAAAGCCUGGGCUACACAACAACGCAACGAAGCUCUAGGCUUCAAGCCAAAUGAGCCAACGACAAGCAACAUGGUGAUUCCGAGGCCGGAUAACUUCGUUCCUCGGGCCCCAGAGCAAGAACCGCUACCUGUGGAGCUGCAACCGACUGAAAAUACAGACAGAAAAGCGUUCAGUGUCACUGUCACAAGAACACCGGAGAUUCAGGAAGCGCGUUUGAAACUGCCAGUUGUUGCCGAGGAACAGAAGCUGAUGGAAGCUAUCCACAAUAACAACAUUGUCGUCAUAUGUGGCGCCACGGGUUCCGGCAAGACGACGCAAGUACCGCAAUUUCUGUACGAAGCCGGCUAUGGAGCUGCGGACUCGGAGACACCGGGCAUGAUUGGCGUCACGCAGCCACGUCGAGUUGCCGCUGUCAGUAUGUCUAAGCGUGUAGCCGAGGAACUCGGUGACCACUCUUCGGCUGUUGCCUAUCAGAUUCGAUUCGAGGGAAGCGUUGACGACAAGACUGCUGUCAAAUUCAUGACGGAUGGUAUUCUGCUCCGCGAAAUCGCCCAAGAUAUUACUCUCAAGAAAUACUCCGCCAUCAUCAUUGAUGAAGCCCACGAAAGAAGUGUAAACACGGACAUUUUGAUUGGCAUGCUGAGCAGAGUCAUCAAGCUCCGGGCCGAGCUGGCAGAGGAAGAUGCCAAGGUCAAGCCGCUGAAGCUCAUCAUCAUGUCUGCUACUCUUCGCAUCGAAGAUCUCACCAUGAACCCCAACUUGUUCCCCACACCCCCGCCAGUGGUCGAGGUGGAGGGCAGACAGCACCCAGUCACGAUGCAUUUUGCCCGCAAGACACACCACGACUACGUCGAAGAAGCGUUCAACAAAAUCAGCCGUGGACACAGGAAGCUUCCGCCUGGUGGAUUCCUCGUAUUUCUGACUGGUCGCAAUGAAAUUCUACAACUUAGCAAACGCUUAAAAGCCGCGUUUGGUGGGCUGAGAUCUGCCGAAGGCCCUCAAGUACGGAUAUCCGCUUCCGAAGCACCGAUGGAGGUGGAGGAUCUCGACUUUGGCGACGUGGACGACAAUACGCACGACGACCUGGACGAGAUAAUUUCAGACGGUGAGGAAGAGGAAGACGAGUUUGAAAUUGAGGAAGAGCAGGAAGCCGCUCCUCUAAAAGUACAGAUUCUGCCCCUCUAUUCGCUGCUUCCUACGCGCGAGCAGAUGAGGGUCUUUGAGCCCGCACCCGAGGGCACGCGACAGAUUAUCCUGGCCACCAACGUCGCUGAAACCUCCUUGACCAUCCCGGGCACUCGCUUUGUGUUUGACUGCGGCCGCGUAAAGGAUCGGAACUACGACCGCCAAAGCGGCGUGCAAAGCUACGACAUUGGUUGGAUCAGCAAAGCCAGCGCGAACCAGCGCGCAGGUCGCGCAGGCCGUACGGGCCCUGGUCACUGCUACCGACUGUACUCGUCUGCGGUUUAUGAGCGCGACUUUCAGGAGUUUGCCGACCCUGAGAUAUUGCGCAUGCCGAUUGAGGGUGUCGUUUUGCAGCUCAAGUCUAUGAACCUGCAGAAUGUCGUCAACUUUCCCUUUCCCACGCCACCGGAGCGGCAUCGCCUGGCCACGGCCGAGAAGCUCCUAGAAUACCUGUCCGCCAUCUCCUCGAGCGGCCAGAUUACACGGAUCGGCCAGACCAUGUCCGUGUUUCCCCUGUCGCCCCGCUUUGCACGAAUCCUCCUCGUCGGCCACCUGCACGACUGCCUGCCGUACACCAUUGCCCUCGUGGCCGGCCUGUCGGCUGCCGAAGUGUUCCUCCCCGAGGCGCAGGCCGUGCCCGCGCUCGCCGUUGCCGCCCAGGAAGACGGCAGCACGCUGCGCACAAACGCCGACGUGAUGGCCGAAACGCAGCAGGUGCAGGCGCGGCGGCUGUUCAACGAGGUGCACCGCCACUUUUGUUACCUCGACGACAAGUCGGACGCCAUGAAGCUGCUGCAGGUCGUGUGCGAGUUUGCGCACGAGCCGACCGAGGCGUGGUGCGCGAGCCACUUUGUGCGCUUCAAGGUGCUGCGGGAGGUGCAGCAGCUGCGCAGGCAAAUCACGGACCUGCUGCGGACGACGAUCCCGUCGUUUGCCAGCCUCCAGCACAAGGAGAGGCUGGACCCGCCGUCGCCGAAGCAGGUGGCGGCGCUGAAGCAGAUGGCGGCCGCGGGCUUCAUCGACCAGGUCGCGAUUCGGGCCGACAAGGCGCCGGUGCCGCCCGCGCACCACCGCAAGCCGAGGCGGGCCAUCGACGUGCCGUACGUGCCGCUCGUUCCGCUCCGCGGAGCGUCCACCGGCGGCGGCGAGGACGGCGGUCUCGUGUACAUUCACCCCACGUCGCCCCUGGCGCACCUCGGCGUGCAGGAGUGCCCCGAGUAUGUUGUCUACUCGUAUCUGCAGCGCGCGACGGCACCGCUCGGCGACGGAGGGGCCAAGACGCCCAAGACGAGGAUGCACGCGCUCACCGAUGUCUCGGGCGCGCAGCUGGCCGGCCUCGCCAAGGGCACGUCGCUGCUGACGUACGGAAAGCCGAUCAAGGAGACGCGCGCACCGUCGGCGGCUGUGGACGCGGGCGCCACGCGCGAGUGCUGGGUCAACCUGUACCUGCGGGCGGAGAAUACGGGUGGGCAGGGCUGGCAGCUGCCGGCGAAAAAGGUCAAGCAGAGAAAGAUUGCCGGCCGGGGAUGGGUGGUUGAAUGA
This is a messenger RNA of Cordyceps militaris CM01, 3621 nucleotides long. Its product is annotated as DEAH-box RNA helicase (Dhr1), putative. The transcript has a single exon. Gene Ontology annotation, cellular component: intracellular anatomical structure; nucleolus. NCBI's taxonomy places the organism in Eukaryota, Fungi, Ascomycota, Sordariomycetes, Hypocreales, Cordycipitaceae. The record is from RefSeq and is a predicted model, not a curated record. Gene Ontology annotation, molecular function: ATP binding; RNA binding; ATP hydrolysis activity. Bases 1 to 3621 code for a protein of 1206 amino acids. Gene Ontology annotation, biological process: maturation of SSU-rRNA from tricistronic rRNA transcript (SSU-rRNA, 5.8S rRNA, LSU-rRNA).